AUGGAAACAAUGGACUACCUGUCCCCUUACGAUACAUCCACGCUACCAUUUUUUAACGAUUUUCUUGACAUCGAUCUAUUAUCAGCAUCGGACACAGCAGGAAUAGACCAAAAUGAUGAUUGGAUUAAACCUCUAUUGACAGACGAAUUUGAUUAUUUCCAAUUUGACCAACAAACAAAUGCAAGCAUGGGUGACGAUCAUUUUUUAUCAUUAAGUGAUAAUGAUGAUAAACUCUCGAAAUCAUCGUUUUUUAUUGAUGAUUCUUGGAUUACAGCAAAUGAUCUUUUUCCACCAUCUUUAAUGGUAACUAGUGAACAACAAACACCAACAACAACAGGCCAUUCAGAAAUUUUAGAAAUUCAAGAACCAAAAGGGAAAGGAUAUGAACAAGAGCAGUAUUCAAACUCAUUAUUUGUCAAUGGAAAUGAAAUUACAUUCAUUAAUUCAAUUGGAACAGACACAAAUCCACUGGCAGGAAUAACCGCUAAUGAUCUAGCAAGUCUUUUUGAACAAUUUGAAGAACCAAAAGCCAGUGUGGUUAUUAUAGCUGAAGAUGCUACGCGUUGUUCUGAUUUAAAACCAACAACGAGUCUAUGUGAAACUGAUCUACUUCAUCAUCAUCGCACACCUUGUUGUUGUCAAUUUUCUUCUAAUUAUCGUUACACAUCUUCAAAACAAACACGAAGAACAAAUCCCCGUGAAGUUAUUCUAUUUCGUAAUGGUGAAUUUAUCUCCAAGGAACCAGCUAAUAAAGGAUCAGGAUCAACGUCAACAACGGUCUGUUGUCAUCAUCAAUCGACACCACCUUCACUUCAAACAACUACAACUGUUUCCCCGUCAGCUAUUACGGGAACAGGCGUGAAUGCUGUUGCACAAGUUGUUGCAUGUAAUGUAUUAAGACAAGCAACUGCGAAUGAUGCAUUUAUUGAAAAUUUAAAUAAUCUAAAACGUGAACCGGAAGAAAAUGAAUGUUGUUGUAGAGAAAAACAAUCGGUUGAUGUUGCGGCAGCGGCCGCUCGUGCGCAUGCAUCAUGUUUGUAUGAUAAUUCAUCAACAUUGAAAAUAUUAGGUUGUAAUGCAACGGUACCCGUCUCCGUUACACCUUACUUAUCACCAGCUUGCUCUCCAAAACUAGAAUUUUUAACAACCGAUGGUACAAAAAUUAUAGCUGAAACCGAAGAUAAGAAAGAUUUCAAAGAUCGAAUUGACCGACAAUAUGGCUUUUGCCAAACGGCUGACGCGGUGGCUACUACUCAAGUGAUAACAAUUAAAAAGGAAAUAAAGCAAGAACCACAAAUACCGACGACAGCAACUCUCAUUUCUUAUCCUCCGAAACCAAAAGUAAAUUUAUUACCAAAGACACCUCUGCCAUUACAAACUGUACCUACAUCAGUGGCCAUAUUCAAAACAGUGAAAAAACCAAUAAACAAAACUUUAAAUAGAAUCCAGCAUGGCUAUGUCACAUUCUCAGAUGCCAAUAGUGCGUCGAUUGCACUUCAACAUGUAAACGAUGGUUACAAUGGAUAUCAACGGUUUCAGCGUAUGCAUAUUGGUGGAAAUACAGUAACAAAUCUUCAUAUGAAUCAUAAUAUUAAACGUCGUUUUACUGAUCAACAAGCGAAACAAGAAGAUCAAGAUGCAAUUGAAAAUUUAAAAAGCGUUCUGUCAUCUUACGAUAAUAAACAUCUUUGUUUCGAUACAUUAACGCCACCUGGAACUCCGAUAUCCCCUCAAACUCAAUAUCAGUUAUUUAUACCAAAAUUAGAGCAACAUCAACAAAAACCGUUAGCCACGACAAGAGAUAUUACUCAUAUCAUUGUGGAUCCAUUCAGUGUUUUAGCCGCAUCAAAGCCGCGAACAAUAACAGUUGUUAAAAACAAAUAG
Molecule: messenger RNA, 1884 nt
Organism: Didymodactylos carnosus
Lineage: Eukaryota; Metazoa; Rotifera; Eurotatoria; Philodinida; Philodinidae
Source: the annotation of a GenBank genome assembly